UCGUACGCGACGGGUUUAUUGUAGUGCGUUUAUUAUUAGUAGUAGAUGUCGUGCGCACUGGAAGACCUCGAUGUUGACCCCUACAGAGAGGAAAUUAUUCACCCAUCAGAAACAGCCACCUAACUUACAACUCUUGAGACUUUUAAGAGAAGUUCUUCGUUGUUUUACCAAUCAUGCAUGGAUACCGGCUACGUUAAAACAGAGUGGAAGGUAUCCUGACACUCGACCAAGUCUCGAAGUGCAUCAAAUGGAUGAGGAUACAAUUGGACGUGCUGUCCCAUCAAGGCAUCAUCGGUACAUUACAUAACAGAUCGAAAGUUGAGUUGAGAGGACACUUCCACAACAGGUUACUUGGGCAAUUGAGCGAUACUGCUUCUGUAUGGGACCCUGUCCUUGGAUUUAAAUGCAGUAACAUCAUUCACGGAAGCCACUAUGACUAGUUUGCCGGAGAACUCGGACAAAUUGAAUGGCGCAAUGCCGCCGCUCCAAGAAGACGAAAAAUCGAACACAGAGAGUCCUCGCGAGCCGCAACCCGUCUUAGACGGUACUGACAAGCGCUCGCCGACUGCGAUGGCGAACCGGCGUCGUAUGAAGGACCCGUACCGGCACAUCCUGCCCCACAGGAUGUCCUUUCACACCACGGGCGUCCUGGCAACCUUUCUCCGCCCUUCCAGCGGCUUGAGGAGGGGCGCUACCGUCUCCCCGUCGGUUGAUCCCGCCUCUCGGGGAGGGACCCCGAAGAGAGGGAGGAGAAAAUCCUCCAAUCUUGCUCAGCCCCGGAAGCUCGGGAAGGACGUGCAAAAUGAGCCUCGCCCGAUCGUUCCCAUUUCGGCUCGUGAACACAUUUCCUUCAAGACUGGAAAACGGCAUUCGCAUGGACCAGAUUUAGGGAAAAACUACAGGAAAAAAAACAGCACUGAUUACAAUGAUGUGAACCGCUACAACGCCGAAGGUUACGCGGCCCUGCAUACAGCGGCCCAAAGCAAUCAUCUUGGAUGGAUGGGAGAACUUUUGAAGAACAAUGCAGAUGUGGACCUCCCUGCGGUCAGUACGGGCUUCACUCCUCUUCACCUGGCAGCCCGGUACGGCUGGCUGGAGGCUGCCAUGCUGCUGUUGAAAAAUGGCGCCAGCUGUGAUGCAUCCACCCACCUUGGCCAGAGGCCCAUCCACCUGGCUGCACGGAGGGGACAUGCAGACAUCAUCAGGGUUUUAUUAGAAUAUGACAAAGACCAGGUGAAGGCAUUCGACAAAGAUUUGAUGACGCCCCUGCACAUGGCUGCCAUCAGCGGUGACAUAGAUGUGUGCCAGUUGCUGAUUAACAAUGGUGUUGAUAUUGGAGCCAGAGAAGUAAGUAACAUGACGGCAGUAAUGAUGGCAUGCGCAGUGGGGCAUCAGAGCUUCAUCCACUGUGUAUUACAAUCAGCACCCAGUCAAGGCUUGAAGGCAUGUGACUUGUUGCUGCAUACCGAUAAUGAAAUGAAGACCGUGCUGCACAUUGCCAUCAGUAACGGCUGCAAAGAGUUGGUGAAAUUUCUCCUGGAUAGUGGGGCAGAUGUGAAUGCACAGUGUGGAAUGGGCCACACACCUCUUCACCUCAUAGCUGUGGUUGGCAACACGGACAUUGCUAAUUUACUUUUAGACUUUGGAGCUACCAUCGAAAAGGGGGACAACGAACUCAUGACACCACUCCACCGAGCUGCAAUGUACAACCGUCUCGCCAUGGUUGGGCUUCUCUUAGACAAAGGUGCUGAUAUUAAUGCCCGGGAAAAGGACCAUUUCACCCCCCUACUCUGUGCCUGCUGGCGAGGGCACGUUGAGAUAGUCAAGCUUCUGAUACAACGGGGAGCAGACCUCAACCUGCGUGACUGCGAGCGGAAAACCUGCCUCCACUGGUCCGUAGAGAUGGGGCACUCGGAGAUUGUGAGCGUGCUCUUUGAAGCAACAGGAUUGGGCUUGUUGGAGUCUGAAGACAGGAUGGAUCAAACGGUGCUUCACUACACAGCUGAGACCGCUAACGUGGCGCUAUUGAAUUUGUUGCUAGUCAAAGGUGCCAAAGUAGACACCAGAGACAAUGAGGAGAAGACACCCCUUCAUAUUGCCUGUCAGUUCGGUCACCUUGCCUGUGUCAAGAUCCUUCUACAGCACUCCCCCAAUCUCCUGAAUACGGACGACAUGGACGGAAUGACGCCACUCCUGUUGGCGAGUCACAAUGGUCAUCCAAGUAUCGUUCGAUUCCUGUUGGACACAGGUGCUGAUAUUGCCAGCAAAAAUGAUGAGUGGAAGACGGCAUUAGCUCUCGCUGCGAGCAAGAAUCAUGUGCACACUGUAACCGUCCUGAUUGAAAACAAUGCGGACAUCAAUGCUCUCGACAAAGAAAAGAACACCCCCUUGCACCUGGUCUGUCAGGCCGGACAUCAGCUGGUCGCCAAACUUCUCUUGGCAGCUAGAGCAGAGCUGACCCACUGCAACCGGGCGGGGCUGUAUGCUCUUGACUAUGCCAUCGAGAAUCAGCAUCUAGAGAUAGCCAAGGCCAUUGUCACCAGCAAGGAUUGGGAGUCGGCUCUUAGCAAUCGUAAUGACAAAGGCCUGUCGCCCAUGAAGAAGUUGAUUAAGAAGAUGCCAGACGCCGCACUGUUAGUGCUUGACCACUGCUCCAAGAAAUCGCACAGCGACCCAAACCAUCCAGAUUUAGAGAUCACCUGUGACUUCAGUUAUCUCGAUCCAGGGCCAGACGACCACUUAACUGGAGAAAACAAUAUCAUUGACAAGAAAAAGAGAUUCUUUGCACUCAAGACGAUGCUCAAAUACAAUCGCCAGAAACUUCUGUGCCACGAGCUUCCACAGUGCAUCUUGUCUCGAAAAUGGUCAAAAUUCGCUGGUAUUUUCUUCAUGUUAGACUUCUUCUUCUAUCUCAUCUUUCUCGGCUGUUUGACCCACUACACAAGUUCCAGCCAGCUCAUAACGUCCGAGAUGCAACUGAACAGUAUGGGUUGUGUGGAAGUAGACGCCAACGACACUGCUUACAUCUUCAAUGAAGAAGGCAUUGUCAUCCGAAUUGCUGAUCCCUGGCUGUGGGUAAGCCAGAGUUUGAUUAGCAUCUACUGCUUGUUUCUUCUCGUGAUGAAGUUUCUGCAUCUUUUACAAUUGAGGGUUGCCUUCUUUUUGGCCAUUUCAAACUACGUGGCCAUCUUGCUGUGCGCGAGCUCUCUUAUAUUCACUUAUCCACCUUUCUACCCGCCUUGCUCGUUGGCAUGGAAUGCUGGCGCCAUUGCAAACUUCCUAGCCGGGAUCCAUUUCCUCCUCUACCUACAACCAAUCAGAUACUUUGGUAUCUAUGUUGGGAUGUUUCUCACAACCUCCAGUUCCCUUCUAAAGGCCAUGGUUGUGUACGUGUUUUUCUUCUUAUCCUUUGGUCUCUGCUUCUACAUUUGUUUUUCUCGCUUGGAUGCCUUCCGCAGUCCUGGUGAUGCACUCUUGACUACCUUCGUCAUGACUUUAGGAGAAAUCAACAAGUCGGACAUCUUUGAUGCCGGCAUUUCCCUCAGCCCGUUUGAGCAUGCCGGACACAUCCUCUUUAUUCUCUUCCUGUUCAUGAUGCCCAUGGUUCUGAUGAACCUGACGAUUGGUAUAGCGGUGGGUGAUAUCGAAGCAAUCUUCAAAUCUGCCUAUCUGAAACAGCAGCAGAUUUUGGUGGACCUGAUUUGGGGCUAUGAGACUAAACUGCCAAAGUUUCUGCAGCGAAGAAUCUACGAGUCCAAAGUGACAAUGAGACCCAACAAAGCAAACAAGAGGACAUGGACUAAGGCAAAACGUUUUUUGUUUGGUGGUGCAUUUGUCACCAAGGAUGACCAAUCGAAAAAUAGCGAGCCUUCCACAGAGGAGAUUGUCACUGAACUCCACCGCAAUCGUAUGAUGAUUUCCAUGUUGGAUGAAGUCCUCAAGCGGCACACAGACACCUUGCGGAAAAUUGCUGACAAGUUCGACAUCAGCAAUGAACUGGAGGAACUGUCCAUCUUCAGAGAAUCUGUGUCUAGCCUCCACUCCAAUACAUGAUCAGCAGGCCCCGGGGGUGGGGGAAGUUACUACCCCUCCCGACGUUUUCAUUUAGCCCCUCCCCCUUGAUACCAUCUUGAAGUGAAUGUUCCCUGAGACUUGAUCACCAGUUUUACCACUAACAGUUUCACUGAAGUGAAGUCUUCACUACAGUACUGAACCUUUCGGAAUGUAGGAGGGGCGGGGAAAAGGGAUACAUGUCUCCAUCAUGUUGGAUAUAAAAAUGGGGGAGUAAAGCCGUGUUUUUCUACAGAGUGGGCAGAUACACACAAGCCACUCCCACCUCUACUUCCACUGGCCGUGCUUGCAACAGGUUGUCAAUCCCACCCGUUAUUGAAACAAAACACAUCCACUAAUGAACCCUAAAAACCUUCUUAUCUGGAUAAACCUCAAGAAGGAGGGGCAUUGGCUGUCACAGUAUUUCCAUUCAAGCAUGCACACAUCUAUACAAAUAACACAAGCUAAAAACAUUCACAUGAUUCCAAUGAACAACUUUUAUACUUCUUGAAUGUCUUUAUUUUACAUACCUUGUAUGAUCCAUGCUGUUUUUGCACCUGUGUUCAGAUUUUGAAAAGAUAUAUGCUUUUUAUAAAUGUUUAUAUUAUGUUUUUAUUUUAACAGAAUGUGAUGGCAGCUUUAUAAUUUAUAUUAAAUCCAAUUCUGAAUCUAAACUCUAUGUAAUCACUAUGAAUCAUCCAUUUAGUUGUUAUCAUUAACCACUUGACGCCGGGACUUUUUUCUGAAAGCCGACUCCGAGAAUUCCAGCCUAGCUUGGCCACAAAGGCCAC
Messenger RNA from Acanthaster planci (crown-of-thorns starfish), 4841 nucleotides. Its product is annotated as transient receptor potential cation channel subfamily A member 1-like. NCBI's taxonomy places the organism in Eukaryota, Metazoa, Echinodermata, Asteroidea, Valvatida, Acanthasteridae. Gene Ontology annotation, cellular component: transmembrane transporter complex. Gene Ontology annotation, molecular function: protein binding; transmembrane transporter activity. The record is from RefSeq and is a predicted model, not a curated record. Gene Ontology annotation, biological process: monoatomic ion transmembrane transport.